CGCAGCUGCCUCACUUUCACCACCACCACCAGCAGCAGCAGCUACUGCCGCCGCGCCAUGUGCUCGCCACCUGCGCCUCCGACUCCUCCUGCAACGCACUGACUGACCCGCCGCCCAGCCAGCCAGCCAGACGACGACAGACAGCGCCAGCCACGACCACCAUGCGGCGGCGGCGGCGGCCGUCCACUGCUACCCCGGCGCCUGCUCCGUCCGCCGCCUCCGUCAGCUCACCGCCUUCUCCCUACCCGGCGGCAUUCGCGUCGCUGGGUCCAGCUCCGUCGCCGGGUCCCGGUCCGGGUCCAGGUCCAGGUCCCGCCCCGGCGCCCGAGCCGUCUGCUGCGGCGUUCGUGGGCGGCAGGCGUGGCGGUGGCGGCGCCGGAUCGAGCCUGAGCCCGCCGCUCAUCGCGAUGCUAGCCGUGGUGGGCGCGGCGCUGCUGGUGGUGCUGUACGCGCGUCUAGUGAGCCGCGUGUUCCGCGCGGCGCGUCGGCGGUGGCGCCGGCGACGCCGCCUCCGGCUGCUGAUGAUCCCGGGCUCCCCCUCGGCGCGCGGCGGGGACGACUCGUUCGCGUCCUUCACCACGUACGACAACUACUACCACACCUUCUCCCCCUACUACGGCCUGGGCCUCGACGACGCCGCCAUCAAGUCGCUCCCGUCGGCGCAGUACCUGGGCGCCGGUGGUUCGGCGUCGUCGUCGGCGUCGGCGCGGGGAUCCGGCGCGUCCAGGGAGUGCGCGGUGUGCCUGCUGGAGUUCGCGGACGGCGACGAGCUCCGCGCGCUGCCGCUGUGCGCGCACGCGUUCCACGCCGACUGCAUCGACGUGUGGCUCCGCGCGCACGCCUCCUGCCCGCUCUGCCGCGCCGCCGUCGCGCUCCCGCCGCCCGUGCCGUCGCCGCUGCACCCGGCGCGCGCCGCGCGCCGCGUGCGCCCCAGCCUCGACGACCUCCUCUUCUUCCACCCGGUGCCGCCUUCUGCUCAUGCUCAUCCGGCGGGGGGCGAGCAGCAGCAGGCGGAGAUCGCACCGGCCAGCCCGGACCAGCAGCAGCAGCAGCAGCUCGCGGCGGGUGCCAGGGACUUUUUGCUCAAGCGCUCCUACUCCUUCGGCUUCGAGCGGAGCCUCGCCAUGGUGGAGGCGGCGUCGACAGCAUCACCUCCAUGGCGGUACCGCGUGUUCUCCGCCGCAGGCGCCGCGACCGACGGCGGGACCACCUCCCGGGGCCGCGGCUUCUGGAGCAAGCGCUGGCCGUCCCCGUUCGGCGGCGGCGGCGCGGGCGGAUCCGCGGCCGCUCGCGUAUUCUCCUUCCGUUCGUACCACGUCGGCGGCGGUGGCGGUGGCGGUGGGGUGGCGUGCAAGCCGUCCCCGUUCUCCCGGCGGUUCCGCGGCGGCGGUAGCGGGUUCUUCAUGUCGCUGGCGUCGGAGCCGCCGUCGAUCCUGGCCGCCGCGGCGAGGCGGGGCAGCCGCGCGGCCGCCGCGUCGAGCCGGCUCCGGUGCGGCGACCCCGAGGCGCUGCUGUCGCCGGACCGGCUGAGCCGCUGAGCGAGGCAUGGGGACGGCGGCGGAUCUCGGGAUCAGGGCGUGGUGGUGGGCCUGGCGCCUGCGUGGAGACGGGGGCGGGCAGUAAUGGCGCGAUAAAUGCGAGGCCCUGCCGCGGUUUUAAUGGCGGGAGGACGUGUGCCCAGACCGCGUGGUGUCGCUUGCUGCAGCCGGCCAGCCACCCAGCAGAGCAGCUCGGGCGGGCCCCAGCUCUCACUCCCAAGUGGCCACUGGCUCGGCUCGGCUCGGCUCGGCUCCGUCUGAUCCAUCACCUUUUUUUCAAAUCUCAGCGCUGUCUCUCCUCUCGUCGGUGCGGUGUGGGCGUGUAGGGCCGGUGGGGCACAGGCAUGUCUGGGCCGUCCGAUCAGAAAACGACGGCAUCCGGGGUGGAGGCCUCGUUUUCUCGCCGGACGGCUCGUAGUCAUGGAUCAUCAUGCAUGCUUCUUCUUCCUUCGUUCCGUUUGGUUUUUCUCUCAAGGCCAUGACUAGGCCAAGCCAUCUCCUGUUUUCGACUGUAUUUCCAGCGGUACCCUAUAAUAUUGUAAUUUUUAUACUAGCUUGCUUUUUGUACAAGUUAUAGAACGUACUGUAAAGACUGUUUGGUACGCAUGUCAUGUCUCACGGCACCAUCGGUAUGUGAUGCAGUAUAUAGCAUGGCAGUUAACUCC
This is a messenger RNA of Sorghum bicolor (sorghum), 2203 nucleotides long. RefSeq names its product RING-H2 finger protein ATL65. Lineage: Eukaryota; Viridiplantae; Streptophyta; Magnoliopsida; Poales; Poaceae. Gene Ontology annotation, biological process: protein ubiquitination. Gene Ontology annotation, molecular function: transferase activity. The transcript has a single exon. The record is from RefSeq and is a predicted model, not a curated record. Bases 162 to 1538 code for a protein of 458 amino acids.